GGUCAAUGUCAUCACGGUGGUGGCGCCAGCUGUUCCAGCGAAUGAAACUCUCCGGACGCAAACAAAAAUCUGUUCUUGAGACCGUCGGUCAUCGGAGAGUCACUCGAAGUCAAGCAACUGCCCUCUUGCAAUGUCUGGAAUGUUUCCUUCUUCGGUCUGUUCCUGUCCACCGGCCAGAUGGACCAAGUUGACAAAAUCUACCGCAAAAUCAAAACCGGCGACUCCGAGCUGAUGGACUACCUAGUUGAUACCAGCGCACCCCGAGAGUGUGCCAUUGCGAUGCACCGGUUCUUCCGGACGUACAAGAUAACCGUCCUGCCAAAGCGAGCUCUCAGCUUGUUGAGUGCUCGCAACGACGGCAUCCCCCGCCGGUUGAUCGCUCUGGACGUCCUCAACCUGAUCCACCACGAGUCUUCGUCCGGCAUGAGACUCCAACUAGCGACGGCGUACCUUCGGAUGAUGCAGCAGCUGACCCUGCGUGGCUAUCUGACGCCCAACGAAAUCCGCAUCGUCAUCAGUCCGUACGUGGCCGCUCCGGUGCUGUUGCCCGGUCCGAACACGAUGCGGGACAUUGCCACCAAGUCGGCCACGCUGUUGGAGCUGUUUUUGAACGUUGACCUGCUGGAUGAUCCAGAGCGGCUCUCGGAAGAACUUGGCAGGGAGUCGGCCAGAUUGCAGCGACGACGGCAGUGUCGACGGUGUGGAGUGAUGACUUCAGAACAGCGGUGACCUUGUAAUAAAUGUUUAUGAUGGGGGUUUGCGUGAAGAAUUUA
This is a messenger RNA of Culex pipiens pallens (northern house mosquito), 773 nucleotides long. RefSeq lists its product as uncharacterized. The transcript is spliced from 4 exons. The coding region runs from base 178 to 729 and encodes 183 amino acids. The record is from RefSeq and is a predicted model, not a curated record. NCBI's taxonomy places the organism in Eukaryota, Metazoa, Arthropoda, Insecta, Diptera, Culicidae.